Dendronephthya gigantea is the source of this 583-nucleotide messenger RNA. RefSeq names its product P2X purinoceptor 4-like. The coding region runs from base 57 to 551 and encodes 164 amino acids. Gene Ontology annotation, cellular component: nuclear inner membrane. Lineage: Eukaryota; Metazoa; Cnidaria; Anthozoa; Malacalcyonacea; Nephtheidae. The record is from RefSeq and is a predicted model, not a curated record. The transcript is spliced from 3 exons. Gene Ontology annotation, molecular function: extracellularly ATP-gated monoatomic cation channel activity.
UCAUGAAGAUGAUUGCAAAAUUCUUAAUCUCCUGACAUGAAAAAUGCUUCUUUAAAAUGGUGAAUUUCAACGAGGCUUGCAGCUCUUUCGCUGCUGCCGUUCUUGAAUAUGAUACGAAUAAGAUUGUUCAUAUAAAGAGCAAGAAAGUUGGCUUGAUCAACCGCAUAAUACAACUUGCAAUCAUCGGAUAUGUGAUCGGCUAUGUUAUUAUCUAUGAAAAAGGUUAUCAGUCAUUUGAUGUUGGACUGAGCUCUGUAACAACGAAACUUAAAGGAACAGCGUUAACCAAUUUGUCAAUAAAUUUCCCAGUCAACAUUAGCAAUGGGAUAGAGUCAAGCAAGCUUUUUGAUGGACCACGGAUCUGGGAUUCGUCAGAUUAUGUGAUACCUCCAGAGGAAAAUGAUGCUGUCUUUGUGAUGACCAACAUGAUAAUAACGCCUCGGCAGAAGCAAGGAAUGUGCCCGGAAGACGACCAAUACACCAUGGCUCGUUGUUAUUCUGAUGCUAAUUGUACUAAAGGUGAAGAAGUUAUCACAGGACAUGGUAUGUGAUGGCCAACAUUGCUGCCUUUUCUACAGCACUG